UUUUUGGAGAACAUAGAUGAACAUAUUAGGGUUGUUAUUAUAAAAUUUUAUCCCUCUAGACCGUCCACGCCUAAACAUCCCAUUCCCUCCACCUCCAUUGAUUAAUCCACGUGAAUUUUUUUGACUUGCUUUUCCUCUCUACCUAUUUUAUGCCCUUUUUAAUAAAAAAAUAUUUUUUUUUAAUUUUUGCCUUCUUGCUUUUCCCCUCCCUUGUAUUCACGUGAAAUUGAUUUAAAAGAUUUUUUUCAAUUUUCCUUUCAUCUUUUAAAAUUUGCCCUUUUUGUUUAUUAAAAAAAUAUAUUUUUAUAGACUUGCCCUUUUAAUUUUCCUUUAAUUUUUGCCGAAUUGUGUUUUUAUUUUUAAUUUCAAAAUAAAAUUUUUCUUUGAAGUGAAAGGGCAUUUUAUUUAUUUUUAUUAAAAAAGGGCAUUUUAUUAUGAAAGAAAAUAUUUUUUUUAUUUUAAUUAUUAAUAAUGAUUGGAUUUUUGGGUUCUUGUUGACUUUUUUAUAGGGACCACUGAAGUAGAAGAUUACCCAAUUCUUUAAUGGGUUGUAUAUAGAGAUCGGUCCGUACGGGACUUUUACGGGAUCCCGUCUCCCGGGGUCUGAGCGACAAACGGGAUUACCGGGAUUUACGGGAUUAAUCCCGCGGGAUCCCUCCCCUUCAACAUUUCUAAACUCAAUCCAGUUCCGGGAUCCCGGCCUCUGGUUGUAUAUAAAAAAUGUCAAAAUGGGGGGACAAUAAGUCUCUGCAGACAUAAGAUUUUCAAAAAAAUUGGGCUAAUCAUAACCAUUUUAGAGAACAAAGGUUAAUAAACUAAAAACCCGAUCUCUUUAAUUUAAUUUAAAAUGUCUUCAAUUUCAAUAUUAACCGAAGAAGAAAAAAAAUUAUUAAUUGAACAAGCUUUAAAUGCUCAACUUAAUUCAUAUUGCCCUUAUAGUAAUUUUGCUGUGGGUGCUGCUAUACUUAAUUCUGAUGGGGAAAUUUUUAAAGGAGUUAAUGUUGAAAAUGCUUCUUAUGGGGGCACAAUAUGUGCAGAACGAAGUGCAAUAUGCUCUGCCAUUAGUGCCAUUGGGUCUAAGAAAUUUUGUCCAAAAGGCCUUUGUGUUACAACGAAUCUACCAUACCCAGCUGCUCCGUGUGGCAUUUGUCGUCAAGUUUUGGGUGAAUUUGGGGAUUAUCCAAUUUUGCUUUAUUCGACAAAAACUAAGGAUUUAAAUAUUACAAGUAUUAGUGAACUUCUUCCUAUGGGGUUUUCAAAGAAGGAUAUUGACAAGCAUGAACAAAUGAAUAAAGAAUGA
Messenger RNA from Meloidogyne enterolobii, 1300 nucleotides. The record is from the annotation of a GenBank genome assembly. Lineage: Eukaryota; Metazoa; Nematoda; Chromadorea; Rhabditida; Meloidogynidae.